Hibiscus syriacus is the source of this 1229-nucleotide messenger RNA. RefSeq names its product metacaspase-3-like. The transcript has 6 exons. Gene Ontology annotation, biological process: proteolysis. Gene Ontology annotation, molecular function: cysteine-type endopeptidase activity. Bases 47 to 1168 code for a protein of 373 amino acids. Lineage: Eukaryota; Viridiplantae; Streptophyta; Magnoliopsida; Malvales; Malvaceae. The record is from RefSeq and is a predicted model, not a curated record.
CACCCAAUUCAACAAUAUAUCCCACAAAAACAGCUCCAACAUAAAGAUGGACAGAAGACAACAGUGCAGCGGAUGUCUGCAGUACCUGUUGGUUCCGCCAGAGGUACAAACCAUUUGUUGUGCCUCCUGCGGAACCAUUGCCAAUAGCACCGACACGAGUAAUGCUCAAGCUCGUUGGGGUAAAACCCGUGACUUGUUGGUACCAGGACAAACCAGAAGCUAUCCAGGGUCUGGGACGCAUGCAUUUCCCUCUGUAUACGGUCCUCAUCAGCGACAGCUGCUGCCACGGCCUGCCUUAUCGCCAGUUUCGGUGCAUGGAAGGAAAAGAGCACUGAUUUGCGGCUUGAAUUACAUUGGCAAAUAUUAUAGUCUUAAAGGAAGCAUCAAUGAUGCCAAGUGUAUGAGGUUUCUUCUUGUGGAGAAAUUGGGGUUUCCUUUGGACUCCGUUCUCAUGCUCACAGAUGAUCAGCAAGACCCUUUGUUGAAGCCGACGAAAAGGAACAUGCGGAAAGGCAUGAGAUGGCUGGUCUACGGAUGUCAGCCAGGGGACUCGUUGCUGUUUUACUUCUCAGGCCAUGGCGCUCAGCAAGAAGAUUAUAACUUCGAUGAGCUCGAUGGAUAUGAUGAAGCCUUAUUACCUAUUGAUCACGAGACUGAAGGAGGAAUAAUCGAUGAUGAAAUCAAUGAGACCAUCGUUAGGCCACUGCCUCGAGGAGCCAAGCUGCAUGCCAUCAUCGAUGCCUGCCACAGCGGAACCGUUCUUGAUCUGCCAUUCGAUUGCAAGAUGAACAAGGAAGGGUAUUAUAUAUGGGAAGAUAAAAGAAACCCCAAGUUUAACAAAGGUACAAGUGGAGGAGUAGCCUUCUGUUUUAGUGCAUGUGACGAUGAUCAAAAAGCUUCAGAUACCAACGUUUUCACCGGAACAAAAACCAACACCGGUGCCAUGACGUUCAGCUUCAUCCAGGCCGUGGAAAACGAACCUGAUUUGACGUACGGCCGGUUGCUUAUUGCAAUCCGCAACGCAAUCCGUCAAGUUAAAGCUUGUUUACGCAAAACUGGUACCAUAAAAAUUCUGGUUAACAAAGUUUUGCAGAAAUCAUCAAUCCAGGAGCCACAGCUAUCUUCAUCGUACCCAUUUGACAUUUACUCAAAGCGGUUUCUGCUGUAGUAAUUCCCCUUCUUACACAGCUAUCUGGUUAUGUAAUAAUAGUUUGUAUAUUAUCUCAUGU